Molecule: messenger RNA, 345 nt
Organism: Trypanosoma theileri
Lineage: Eukaryota; Euglenozoa; Kinetoplastea; Trypanosomatida; Trypanosomatidae
Exons: 1
Coding region: 1-345 (114 amino acids)
Source: RefSeq, a predicted model, not a curated record
AUGUCAAUUUUAAAUUUGGCAACACGCAUUCUUAGGAAUGCCAUCCCGUGGCGGCGUUUGGCUGCCGAAGGGGCGCGCCUGGCCCGGUGCCCCAUGUUGGCGGUGGAAGCCGUGGGUCGGCAAAGCUCUCUUCUCGAUAACUUGCGGGCCCGCAAGCCGCAAUCGUCACAAAGCACCAGAGCCACCCGCAUCUUGCUGCUGCAAAAAAUUAAAUUCGAGUGGAUUCCUGGGGGGUGCUCCGGCGGGGGUAUCUUUUUAGAUGUUUCACCCUUCUGUGAAAGCUGGCGGGGGGAAGCGCGGGGCCAAGAGAUGACGACAACUAUGCCCUCCCUUGGUGGAAGUUGA